Saccostrea echinata is the source of this 2884-nucleotide messenger RNA. Its product is annotated as WD repeat-containing protein 3-like. The record is from RefSeq and is a predicted model, not a curated record. Gene Ontology annotation, molecular function: protein binding; snoRNA binding. Gene Ontology annotation, cellular component: small-subunit processome; Pwp2p-containing subcomplex of 90S preribosome. Gene Ontology annotation, biological process: maturation of SSU-rRNA. NCBI's taxonomy places the organism in Eukaryota, Metazoa, Mollusca, Bivalvia, Ostreida, Ostreidae. Bases 45 to 2837 code for a protein of 930 amino acids. The transcript has 22 exons.
GUGUGGACAGAUAAAAGCGAAAUAUCUUCCCCUAUGAUUGCCAGAUGGGUGUAACAAAGCAAUACCUACGUUAUGUACCCGGACCAGUGCUGGGACUUAUUGGCGGACAGAAAUCUAAUGUCGUUUUCUUGGACAUCAAAGGCGUGAAGGGGAAGUACUGUGCAGUCGGAGCUUGUGAAAAUGUUUUGGUUUGGGAUCUCAGAACUGGAGAAAAGUAUAUAGAACUACAAGGAGAUAAGAGUGAAGUGACACAGAUUGCCAGGUCACCAGACAAGAGGCAUGUUGCUGUUGGAUACAGUGAUGGUAUGGUGAAGGUCUUUGACCUUCAUGCAGGAGAGGUCAAGGUCAACUUCAGUGGCCACAAAUCUGCUGUCACAGCAUUAAAUUAUGACCAUCAAGGACUUCGACUUGUUUCUGGUGCAAAGGACACUGAUGUGAUUGUAUGGGACAUAGUUAAUGAGUCCGGUCUAUUCAGACUGAAAGGUCACAAAGGGCAAAUUACUCAGGUCCAGUUCUUAAAGGAAAAAAAUGUCAUAGUAUCAAGUUCCAAAGACACCUUUAUCAAGUUCUGGGAUUUGGACACACAGCACUGUUUCAAGACACUAGUGGGACAUAGAAGUGAGGUGUAUGACUUUGUGAUUGUAAGGAAUGGCCAGCGUUUGAUCACAGGUUCAGCAGACAGUGAAUUAAGAGUCUGGGAUAUUGAAUACCUAGACAGUCUGACUGCAGAAGAAGAGGACGAGCCGGCAUUGAAGCGAAUGAAGAUUGAGGAGGAGGAGGACAAGUUAAAGGAGGAAGGAGAGGAAGAGGACCUGCACAUACUGAAGUGUACAAAGAUUGGCUCUGUGAUGAGGCAGGGGAGGGAGCGCCUGGUGUCCAUGACGACAGACCCCACAGGUUCUGUUCUCUCCUGUCAUGGAAACAAUAAAUUCCUGGAAGUGUUCAAGUUGCCUUCACAAGCGGAUCUCAAAAAGCACCUGGCUAAAAGACAGAAAAAGCUCCGAAAGAAAGCAAGAGAUGCAGGGACAGAGGAAGUGAUGGAGGCAGUACUAACUGUCAAAGACGAAAUUGUGCAAUAUGGCUUCCACAAAAUGGCAGCCAAUAUUGUAUCAGUAGAUGUUGUUUUGGAGAAUCCUACCCAGUGUAAGGUCCUAGUUCUGCUGAAUAACAAUAUGUUACAACACUGCAGCCUGGGGCUGGACCAAAAGCAAUGUGACCCCCAGGGGAUGACCAAGCUAGCCCUGCCAGGACACCGGUCUGAUGUGAGGACUCUCUGUUUCAGUUCAGACAAUACAGCCAUAUUGUCAGCUAGUGCUGAAACAGUCAAGAUCUGGAACAGAGCUUCAUCUCAGUGUAUUAGAACUAUGACUUGUGACUAUGCCUUGUGUUCAGUAUUUGCCCCUGGGGAUCGACACAUCAUCAUUGGGACCAAGAGUGGUAAGUUACAGAUAUUUGAUGUUGGAAGUGGGGGGCUCUUAGAGGAGAAGGAGGCCCAUACAGGGGCAGUGUGGUCACUUUGUAUGUCUCCAGAUAGGAGAGGCAUAGCCACAGGAAGUGCUGACAAGAGUGUUAACUUUUGGAACUUUGAGUUGAUUACGGAUGAAAAAUUUUCCCUCACAAGUAAGAGACUUACACUUGAGUUGGAGAAAACAUUGAAGAUGGAUGAAGAUGUUCUGUGUGUCAAAUACAGUCCAGAUCAUCGCCUGAUAGCCGUCUCUUUGUUGGACAACACUAUAAAAGUCUUCUUUGCUGACACUCUGAAGUUUUUCCUGUCACUGUAUGGACACAAACUUCCUGUUACCUGUAUGGACAUUUCACACGACAGUACACUGCUGGUCUCAGGGUCUGCUGAUCGUAACAUCAAAAUCUGGGGGCUUGAUUUUGGAGACUGCCACAAAUCUCUAUUUGCUCAUGAUGAUAGUGUUAUGUGUGCCCAGUUUAUAUCUAAAACUCAUCUCAUCUUUACUGGUGGAAAGGAUGGGAAAAUCAAACAAUGGGAUGCAGACAACUUUGAACAUAUUGUAACUCUUCAGGGUCACCAUGCUGAGGUGUGGAGUAUGACGGUCAGUUCCUCGGGGAAUUUCCUCGUCACGGCAUCACAUGACAAAUCAAUCAGACUAUGGGAGAAAACACGGGAGAUCGUGGUACUGGAGGAAGAGAGAGAGAUGGAAAGGGAGAAAGAGGAUGAAGAGGCUAUAGGGGGAGAAACGGUCAUCCCAGGAGAAACCAACACAGAAGUUACACUGGCUGGGAAGAAAACCAUAGAAACAGUCAAAGGGGCUGAGAGAAUAAUUGAAGCUUUGGACCUUUAUAAAGAGGAAUCAGCCAAACUGAAAGACCAUAAAGAGCAGUGUAAAAGGAAAGGAAAACAGUUACCUCCUCCUCAACUGAAUCCACUGUUAAUCGCUUACAAGUGUGACACACCAGAGAGGUAUAUGUUGGAGAUGCUGCGCAAAAUUAAAUCAAGUGAACUGGAGGAAUCUCUUCUAGUCCUACCUUUCUCCUAUGUUGUGGACUUACUGAAGGUCCUGGAGGUGUUUAUCGACUCUGGAUGGGAAGUAGAACUCUCCUGUCGCUGUUUGUUCUUCCUUCUGCGAGUUCAUCAUGGCCAGAUCACCUCCAAUCUUGUUCUUCUUCCUGUUAUUGAUAGACUCAGACAGAAGACUCGAGAUCGAGUGAGUGAGCUGAGGGACACCAUUGGGUUCAAUAAAGCAGGAUGUGAAUUCAUUCAGAGACAAAUUGAAAUGUCACAAGACACCAUCUUCUUCAGUGAUGCCAUAGGAAAAUUCAAAGAGAAGAAGAAAAAGAAAAGAGCCAUUUUAGCUGUGAAAGUGUAAUGCCAUAUAAAAUAUAUGUAUAUAUUAAAGUAACUUUAUAUGCUAGA